Messenger RNA from Meloidogyne enterolobii, 606 nucleotides. The record is from the annotation of a GenBank genome assembly. NCBI's taxonomy places the organism in Eukaryota, Metazoa, Nematoda, Chromadorea, Rhabditida, Meloidogynidae.
AUGACUAAAGUUCAUUAUUGCAAACGUCCAGACAACAAUACAAAAUCGUGCAAGGCGCGUGGUUCUGACUUGCGUGUUCACUUCAAAAACACGCAUGAAACAGCUAGAGCGGUCAAAGGGAUGCCAUUGAAAAGAGCCAUUCGCUUUUUGGAGAAUGUUAAGGAAAAGAAGGAGAUUGUUCCUUUUCGUCACUUCAAUGGUGGUGUUGGACGAAAGGCGCAGGCUAAGGCUUGGGGUACGACUCAGGGACGCUGGCCAAAGAAGUCUGCGGAAUUUCUCUUACAACUCUUGCGGUUAAUUUUUUACAAUUUACACAUUUCUCACAUCAAUAUUUUUAGAAAUGCUGAAAGCAAUGCUGAGGUUAAAGGACUCGAUGUUGACCAUCUUGUGAUUGACCAUAUUGUGGUGCAGGCUGCGGCCAAAAUGCGAAGGCGCACAUAUAGGGCUCAUGGACGUAUAAACCCUUAUAUGAGCUCGCCUUGCCAUAUUGAAGUGAUUUUAACUGAGAAGAAGGAAAUCGUUUCUAAACCUGCUGGAGCAAUUGUUAAGGUGAAGAAGGAGUCUAAGAAAAAACAGCGACGACAAUUGGCCCGUGGCGAAUACUAA